Molecule: messenger RNA, 1361 nt
Organism: Sinocyclocheilus rhinocerous
Lineage: Eukaryota; Metazoa; Chordata; Actinopteri; Cypriniformes; Cyprinidae
Product: transcription factor HES-7-like
Exons: 5
Coding region: 21-1079 (352 amino acids)
Biological process (GO): regulation of DNA-templated transcription
Molecular function (GO): protein dimerization activity; DNA binding
Source: RefSeq, a predicted model, not a curated record
UACAAACACGUGCUCACACUAUGCUGAAAGCGUGGCUAAUUCACACCUCUGUGCAACAGGCGUUCAGGUGCCGAAAGUUUCCACGUGCCCGUUUGCUCUGUUGUUCAGUAAUGGUCCAGCAGAUCUUGAAACCCGUAAUAGAGAAGAAACGGAGAGACCGGAUUAACCAGCGUUUAGAUGAGCUGCGAACGCUUCUCCUGGAUAACACUUUAGACUCGCGACUUCAAAACCCCAAACUGGAGAAGGCUGAAAUUCUGGAAUUAACUGUUGAAUACAUUCGGACAAAAGCCACAGCUGCGAGAGAUCGUCUAGGCGACUCUAACAAAGACUCGGACCCUCAUGAUGCUAACGCUCCGACUCUGCUCUCAAGGAGACCCCACGUACCCUUCGCUUCAGUCCCCGAGUCUAUCAGUGUCCAGAAGCAGAUGCCCUCCAAUCCUAUCUACAAAGCUGGUUUUAAGGAGUGUGUCUCCCGCCUGGCCAGCUUCAUCGAAUGUGUAGAGCCUUCCCAGCGAGACGGCUUCGUUCAGGGCCUGUGUCACCACCUUGACUCCUACAGCAGUACUCUUUCCCAGUGUAGAGUUUCCAGCCAAGCUGCCCACCAUCCGUGGAUCCCAAAUGCAGAGUUGACAUGCAGGACGGACGUCCCUGCGAUAGGACACAUGAGAGCCAACGCUGAGCCAUUUUCCUACACCAAUAGUUUGUAUCCUCAAUCUUUUAUGCUCCAUCCCACAGGACAGGCCAUGCCACAUCCCUACCUCUCCCCUCCAUACUCCCUCUCUCCUCCACCCUCUCCUUGUUACUCAAGCAGCUCUCCCACAUACAGCAGCUCUCCCACAUACCUCUCUGUCCCCUGCCAUUUCCCUUUCCCUCCCACCAUCUCUCCACUCUCCAGUGACUCUUCCUCAUCAUCUUUCAGUCUCUCAACCCCUGCCGUGCCUAUAGUUCCAGGACCUCAUGUUCAGGUGGGCUCCCCCACUCGAGUGCGACCCACUGGCUCGACUCCCUCUUGCCAACCCCGGACUCUGAGACGAGCUCUGUUCCACAGCCAGCCACAGUCUGUGUGGAGGCCCUGGUGAGCAAAACCCAAAACACUUAGUGACUCCGAGCAACGUCUUCCCAUCAGAUCUCCCUUCAGGCAUUGAGGAGGCUUGUGGGCUUCACAUGGAAAAGAAAUGGACGCGAGUGUCCUGUGCAUGAGUACAAGUGAAGGCGAGUGAGAAACAUUAGGAGCUCUGUGAUAAUCACACGUGACUCGGUUGUUAUUAUUGCUCAUGUAUGUGUGUGCAGUUUUUGCUUUAACUCAAUUCCCGCUAUCACAUUUUUUCUUUGUUCUGCAUCCUACUUUCCUAUCUGAAAUU